AAUGUCUGAAUGCUCAUUAAAAUCAAAAAGAAUAUUUACUCCUAAAAAGCUGGAACAGCGAGAUGCAAAAUCCUGAGCCUUCAAAGCCAGCUCCUGCAGAAGAGAAAGGGCCUGGCAGCUGAGCUGGAUGCUUCAGGAGCAGAGGAUCUAUCAACUGCAGACCAAGCAUAGGGAGACGCAGGCAGACCUGGAACAGAAACCCAGCCAGCUCCAGCCGCUCCGAAAGAACUUGGUAGCCAGACAUUCGGCAGCAGGAAGCACGCCACGGGCCACGAGGCAGGAAAUGACCCAAUCCUUGAGGUCUGAUAAAGAAAACAAAGACUGAACUAGGAGAGACCGAAAUGGAGGCACAGACUUUCAAGCCCAGGCUUUCACAAAGAUUGCUGACUGCAUGAGUAAGAAGGUAGAGGAGGCAGCAUAAAAGAUGUCAUCGCUGAAGCCAGAAACCUGACCAGGGAGAUGCGUGUUCUGUAUUCAGCCGAGAAGACACCAAGCAUGGAAGUAGCCUCUGCACCCUAGACUCUGUGUCUCCCUACAUCCCUAACACAAGAUAUUCUUCAGAUAUGCCACUGACAGUAAGGAGAACAGGUCUGGUUUAAAGUAUGGGCACACAGGAGGCAGGAAAUGACUCCAGGAGAAACUUCUGUUUAUAGCAUAAUCGGAGCUUCCUCAGAAGAUGAAAGAGAGUCAGCAGACCCAAAGCUUGCAGUAAGAGGAAGAUGCAGUCUAUGCAGCCUGAUGACCAGGACACAGACAUCUCAGUACACCCAGCUGGGAGAGAAGACCAUGACCAUGGACCAGAAGCCACCCCUAAUGCCAGGAUGCAACCUAGGACCCCAGAACUUAAGCACACUCUGGAGAGACCUUAAAUAGCCAUCACCAAGAAAAAGCCUGUUGGAAAAGCAGAUGGCAGAACUUUUGAAUUCAAAAAGAGCAGUUCCCUGGGCAGAUGCAACAGAAUUGGAGAUGCUGAUGGAGAACAGGAGGCCCAAGGAAGUGAAAGUCUCAACAAAGUUGGAGGAGACAGCAGCAUAGAAGAUGCAGAAUAAGGGUUUGAGAAGAGAGAAGACAUUCAAGUCCUGGGCCCAGAGACCAGUAUCCACGGAUCAGGUUUAUAACAAAGUUCAGAAAAUGCUAAAGCUUAAAGGAGAAUUGAGAGGUGCCAAGGAAAUGAAAGACGAGGCGGGAGAGAGAGACAGAGAAGUGAGCAGCCUGAGCAGCAAGCUCUUGAGCCUGCAAGCUGACAUCAAGAAUCUACACAAUGUCUGCAAGAGACAGGGGAAGGCCUUGCAGGAGAAUCAGCUUUGUGCGGAGGACGUGAUGAUGAACAGCAGCCACAAUAAGAAGCAAGCAUUAGCAUUCGAGAAGUCACACAUGGAAUUUGAACCUAGUAAACAGUGUCAUCUGAGACAACUCCAGCAACUCAAGAAAAAGUUGCUGGCCCUUCAGCAAGAACUGGAGUUCCGCACAGAAGAGUUACAGACCUCUUACUGUUCCCUCCUGCAGUAUCAGUCCGUCCUGGAGAAGCAGACUUCCGACCUGGUUAUUCUCCACCAUCACUGCAAAAUGAAAGAAGAUGAGGUGAUUCUCUAUGAGGAAGAAAUGGGAAAUCAUAAUGAGGACACAGGGGAAAAGCUCCAUCUGGCACAGGAGCAACUCGCCUUAGCUGGGGACAAGAUCAUCUCCCUAGAAAGGAGCUUAAACCUCUACAGGGAUAAAUACCAGACUUCCCUGAGCAACAUCGAGUUACUGGAGUGCCAAGUGAAGAUGUUGGAGGGGGAGCUCAGCGGGAUCGUCGGUCAGGAGCCCGAGAACAAGGGUGAUCAUUCAAAAGUGCGUAUAUACACUUCUCCUUGCAUGAUUCAAGAGCAUCAGGAGACCCUGAAACGACUAUCUGAAGUCUGGCAAAAGGUCUCUGAACAGGAUGAUCUAAUACAGGAACUUCGAAAUAAGCUAGCCUGCAGUAAUGCUUUGGUUCUGGAGCGUGAAGAGGCUUUGAUAAAAUUACAAGCAGACUUUGCUUCCUAUACAGCCACCCACCGACAUCCCCCUAGCUCCUCAGAAGACUGUGAAGAUAUCAAAAAGAUACUGAAGCACUUGCAAGAGCAGAAAGACAGCCAGUGCCUGCAUGUAGAGGAGUACCAGAACCUCGUGAAGGAUUUGCGCAUGGAGCUAGAAGCAGUGUCGGAACAGAAGAAGAACAUCAUGAAGGACAUGAUGAAGCUGGAGCUGGACCUGCACGGGCUGCGUGAGGAGACUUCCGCCCACUUGGAGAGGAAGGAGAAGGAGGUCACCAUCCUGCAACGGCGGCUGCAGGAGCUGCAGAUGCAGUUCACUGAGACCCAAAAGCUUAGCUUGAAGAAAGACAAGCUCCUCCAAGAGAAAGACGAAAUGCUGCAUGAGCUGGAGAAGGAACUGGCACAGGUUCAGAACAGCCUCGUAAAAAAGGAGAUGGAGCUAGAGAAACAGCAACGCAUGACAAAUGAACUGGAAGUCGCCAUCCAGGAGGCGAGGCAGGAUAAGUGCAUGGCGGAGUGUGGGCCGCUGCGAGCUGAGAUUAAGAAGCUGAAGGACAGUCUGGAAGAUGCCAAACAUCAGCAGAAGCUGGCUGCUCAGCAAGCAGCCCAAUAUAAAGAAGAGGCCCUUCUGGCAAAGAAUAACCUGGAGGAUACACAGAGGAAACUGCAAAGCUGCCUUAGUCUGGAGAAGCAGAAGACAGAGACCAUCCAGGAACUCCAGAGAGAACUUCAGAAGCUGCAGAAGGAUUCCUUGAUGGCUGGAGAGGAACUCGCACCCAGCAGGAAACGGAUAGAAGAGCUGACAUCAGAACUCUAUGAGGCCUUGAGGAAGGUUGAAAACUCAGAAAAGGAAAAGAAGCAGCUUCAGAAGACAGUGGCUGAGCAGGAUAUAAAACUGAAUGACCUACUAGAUCGUAUAAAUCUCAUUCAACACCAGAACAGGGAACAAGCUGCCUCCAAAAUCAAUCUAGAAGAACAGCUUCAGGAGAUAACCAGGUUGCUGGAGGAGAAACGGGAGCAGCUGAAAAAGAGCAAAGAACAGGAGGUUUUACUGGAGCAAGAGCUUGAGACAUUUCAACAGGAAGAGAAAAAGAAAGAAAAGAUGUCAAAGGAGAAUCUGAGAAAGCUGGAGGAGGAAAAUGAGAAUCUCAAAUCACAGUUAAAUCAAUGUUCUACACACCUGGAUUCCGCUCUCAGCAAACAAACCACCACCCAGCAAAUCAACCAAGAGCUAAAUAAUAAGAUAGCUUCUCAGAAGGAGACCUUAGAGAGUCUGCAGAGUCAGCUGGACAAGGCUGUGCAGAAAGAGAAGCAAUGCUACCAGACCAUGGUCAGUAAAGACGUCUAUGAGGAGUUAUCCCGGAAGUCCGCCGCCUGCCAAGAUGACCUAACGCAAGCCCUGGAGAAGCUCAAUCAUGCGACCUCAGAGACAAAGAGUCUGCACAGAAGCUUGGCACAGGCUCAAGACAGGAAAAUGCAGCUGGAAGAGGAAAUCAUUGCUUAUGAGGAGAGGAUGAAAAAGCUCAACAUGGAAUUAAAAAAACUGCAGGGCUUCCAGCAGCAGAGUGAGCUAGAGGUGCAGGCCUUCGACAAGAAGCUGGAGGAUAUGAGCAACCAGGUAUUGCAGUGGCAGAAGCAGCACCAGAGCGACCUCAAGAUGCUAGCCGCUAAAGAGGAGCAGCUCAGGGCGUUCCAGGAGGAAAUGUGCGCCUUGAAAGAGAACCUCCUUGCGGAUGAGAAGGAGCCCUGUUGCCUGCCCCAGCGGUCUGUGCCCAAAGACAACUGUAGGCUACACCGAGAGAAUGAUCAGAUUAUGUGCAACAUGGAGCAGUGGGCAAAAGAGCAGAAGAUCGCCAAUGAGAAACUAGGAAACAAGCUGCGUGAACAGGUCAAAUAUAUUGCCAAGCUGACUGGUGAAAAGGACCACCUCCACAAUGUAAUGGUCCACCUGCAGCAGGAGAACAAGAAACUGAAGAAUGAAAUAGAGGAGAAGAAGCUGAAAGCCGGGUCCUCAAGAGUGCACACCAAAGCUCUGUGCCCGAGCAAAACAGACUCCACGUCAAGGGGGAAAGUGUAUGGCACCUUGGGCUGGAGGGGGAUAACCCAGGAUGUGAGCCAAAGAAUGGACAUCACCAAGUUUUGGGGGGUACCCCACUGCUCAGGACAGGUAGACACCUUCUCCUAGUCCUUCAACCCAGGGCCGAAAUCAGAAGCCUUCGCAGGCAAGCAGCCGGAAGCCCUCUCUUCACUCCAGAGCCGUGAAAAGUCACUUUCUACCUGCAUUCCCAAUAAAGGCGA
Molecule: messenger RNA, 4316 nt
Organism: Camelus dromedarius (Arabian camel)
Lineage: Eukaryota; Metazoa; Chordata; Mammalia; Artiodactyla; Camelidae
Gene: PMFBP1
Product: polyamine modulated factor 1 binding protein 1
Exons: 28
Coding region: 1039-4203 (1054 amino acids)
Biological process (GO): spermatogenesis
Source: RefSeq, a predicted model, not a curated record